CGUCUGUAACAGCUAGUAGUAUGUUGUCUAGGUAGGCAGCACACUAGGCUUUGAGACAGAGCCGCAGAGCCAGACUCUCAAACCGACUGAGCAUGAGCAGUCGCCAUUGUUUGGGCUAUAGAUUAGCCUAGUACUGUCAAUCUCAUACGAGAAUAUUUUAAUUAACGAACAGUCAGUUUGUGAUAUUAAGUAAAAGUUACGUUAAACUAGUGAUUAUUACUGUAUGAGUGACUAAGAGUGAAGAGAUCGCGGAAGAAUGACGGAUCAGAGGAGUGGAUAUCAGCAGUUGAAUAAUGAGGAGGAGUCAGCGGAGGUGUUUCAACAAGCCGCGGAUGCGCCUCCACCGUACAGCAGCAUCACAGCGAGUAACGCAGCUUUCUUUGAGUACAAAGAGGAUGAGGUUUACCCCAAACCCCCCUCAUACAAUGUUGCCACGUCACUGCCGUCAUACGACGAGGCUGAGAGGAGCAAAGCAGAGACCACCGUUCCUCUAGUCACCGACAGGGAUGAGGACUUCAUUGCCAGAGACAGCUUUGAUGAUACGGAUCAACUGCGUGUUGGGAACGAUGGGAUAUUCAUGCUUACAUUUUUCAUGGCGUUCCUCUUUAACUGGAUUGGCUUCUUCCUGUCCUUCUGUCUGACCACGUCUGCGGCUGGACGCUAUGGAGCCAUCUCUGGGUUUGGACUGUCCCUGGUCAAAUGGGUCCUGAUUGUCAGGUUUUCUACCUACUUCCCUGGAUAUUUUGAUGGCCAGUACUGGCUGUGGUGGGUUUUCCUUGUUGUUGGAUUCCUGCUGUUCUUCCGGGGAUUUGUUAACUAUUCCAGAGUUCGCAACAUGGCAGAUCAUUCCAUGUCUACCCUUCCUCGAACCCGAGUUCUUUUUAUCUAUUAGGUAAAUCACAAGAAAUGAUUUAUUUUCUUUUUUUCUUUUAGAUGAGGUGUGUGCAUUGCAUUAGGGGAAAAUCAAUUAAAAGACGACCUUUCAAUGAUGUAAAUGAUUGUGGACAUGAUAUUAAAAUGAAGGUGAAGUGUUUUCUCUCUUUUGAUUUUGUGAAUGGAUUAAAAUCUCAGGAUAAUUGCAAAAUGAACAAAAUGGCAAAGUCAAAGAGAGCCACCUACAGCUUUUUUGAAUCUUCAGGACAUAAACGACAACAGUGCAAAGAACACAUCUGCUUCAGACGCCCUUGCGCUUCUCAGUUAUUUGCAUAAUGCAACUAAUUACAUUGGCACUUUUUACUAAAGGAUCCGAGUUCCUCCAACCAUUUAUCAGUGCUUAAUUCAGUCGUGCAGUACGCAUUCAUUAUGCAGUUAGAAACUACUUACAUGCGCAUGUGCUCCAGUUAGCCAGCAGAGAAUCUGUUUUUGUCAAAUUCCCAGUCUGUGGGUUUUCUCUUAAUUUGUGGGUAAGUUGUAAUUUUACUUUGUGCGUAACUCUAGUAACUGAACUUUGUGAACUAGAACAAGAGUAUGUAUAUACAGUGUACGAGAAGAGAGAUAUUAAACGUUGUAAACAUGCACUUUCAAGAUAUAAACAAGAAGAUACACAGAGCGACUGCCAGGUCCUUGUAAAGCCAAAAGCAUAUUAAAAGUUUAUUCAAAAAAUGUCAGCUUGUUUUAAAUGACUGUCACCAAACGGACCAAAAUACUCUUAUUAUAUAAAAGGUUAGCUUAGAUUCAUAGCCGUUCAAUAUAAACCGCAAACUGAUUCAGCAUUAAAGCACAUCUGAAUAUGUAAUGCGCUUAAUCAAUCAGUGUGAAUAACAGAAUAUUUUAUGAUGCCAAAUGUAGCAGUAGAUUGAUCUUUGAUUUUUAUUGAAGACUUCAGUGUGGGAUAGUGCUUCACGAUGUGUUGUUUGUGAUUUGUAUGUUUUACACACUUGUCAAGUAACUUUUAAUAAAUGUAACAUCUAUGGCAACACCAAA
Onychostoma macrolepis is the source of this 1923-nucleotide messenger RNA. RefSeq names its product Nedd4 family interacting protein 1 (gene ndfip1). Gene Ontology annotation, molecular function: WW domain binding. Gene Ontology annotation, cellular component: perinuclear region of cytoplasm; Golgi apparatus; endoplasmic reticulum. Lineage: Eukaryota; Metazoa; Chordata; Actinopteri; Cypriniformes; Cyprinidae. Gene Ontology annotation, biological process: vacuolar transport; positive regulation of protein ubiquitination; ubiquitin-dependent protein catabolic process. The coding region runs from base 257 to 892 and encodes 211 amino acids. The record is from RefSeq and is a predicted model, not a curated record. The transcript has 7 exons.